Procambarus clarkii (red swamp crayfish) is the source of this 1437-nucleotide messenger RNA. The record is from RefSeq and is a predicted model, not a curated record. Lineage: Eukaryota; Metazoa; Arthropoda; Malacostraca; Decapoda; Cambaridae.
AUGUCGUAUCUCAGAAGCGCGGCCGUCUCCAAGCUUAUUUUCCAAGCUUCUUCUCCAAGCACCUUCUCCAAGCACCUUCUCCAAGUUCCUUCUCCAAGCACCUUCUCCAAGCACCUUCUCCAAGCACCUUCUCCAAGCACCUUCUCCAAGCACCUUCUCCAAGUUCCUUCUCCAAGCUUCUUCUCCAAGCACCUUCUCCAAGUUCCUUCCCCAAGCACCUUCUCCAAGCUCCUUCUCCAAGCUCCUUCUCCAAGCUCCUUCUCCAAGCUCCUUCUCCAAGCACCUUCUCCAAGCACCUUCUCCAAGCUCCUUCUCCAAGCUCCUUCUCCAAGCUCCUUCUCCAAGCACCUUCUCCAAGCACCUUCUCCAAGCACCUUCUCCAAGCACCUUCUCCAAGCACCUUCUCCAAGCUCCUUCUCCAAGCUCCUUCUCCAAGCACCUUCUCCAAGCACCUUCUCCAAGCACCUUCUCCAAGCUCCUUCACCAAGCACCUUCUCCAAGCACCUUCUCCAAGUUCCUUCUCCAAGCUUCUUCUCCAAGCACCUUCUCCAAGUUCCUUCCCCAAGCACCUUCUCCAAGCUCCUUCUCCAAGCUCCUUCUCCAAGCUCCUUCUCCAAGCUCCUUCUCCAAGCACCUUCUCCAAGCACCUUCUCCAAGCUCCUUCUCCAAGCUCCUUCUCCAAGCUCCUUCUCCAAGCACCUUCUCCAAGCACCUUCUCCAAGCACCUUCUCCAAGCACCUUCUCCAAGCUCCUUCUCCAAACUCCUUCUCCAAGCUCCUUCUCCAAGCUCCUUCUCCAAGCACCUUCUCCAAGCACCUUCUCCAAGCUCCUUCUCCAAGCACCUUCUCCAAGCACCUUCUCCAAGCAACUACCCCAAGCAACUACCCCAAGCAACUACCCCAAGCAACUACCCCAAGCACCUACCCCAAGCACCUACCCCAAGCACCUACCCCAAGCAACUACCCCAAGCAACUACCCCAAGCACCUACCCCAAGCACCUACCCCAAGCACCUACCCCAAGCAACUACCCCAAGCAACUACCCCAAGCAACUACCCCAAGCAACUACCCCAAGCAACUACCCCAAGCACCUACCCCAAGCACCUACCCCAAGCAACUACCCCAAGCAACUACCCCAAGCAACUACCCCAAGCACCUACCCCAAGCACCUACCCCAAGCAACUACCCCAAGCACCUACCCCAAGCAACUACCCCAAGCACCUACCCCAAGCACCUACCCCAAGCACCUACCCCAAGCAACUACCCCAAGCACCUACCCCAAGCACCUACCCCAAGCAACUACCCCAAGCACCUACCCCAAGCACCUACCCCAAGCACCUACCCCAAGCAACUACCCCAAGCACCUACCCCAAGCACCUACCCCAAGCAACUACCCCAAGCACCUACCCCAAUCACUCUACAUUGUCAGCUUCUUAUAG